CGUCGAAAGUCCCACAGUUUGAUUACAGUGAUCAACUUUCCCUUCAGCGCAGAAGCCCAACUCCAGACGCCGUCGCCUGUGCCAACGACAAUUUCAAGAAAAGGACAACAUGGGUCGUGUUAGAACGAAAACCACCAAGAGGGCUUCGAGAGUCUUGAUUGAAAAAUAUUAUCCUCGUCUGACUCUCGAUUUCCACACCAACAAGCGAAUCAUCGAUGAAGUUGCUGUUGUCCCUUCAAAGCGUCUCCGUAACAAAAUUUCGGGCUUCACCACCCAUUUAAUGAAGCGCAUUCAAAAGGGCCCUGUUCCUGGUAUUUCAUUCAAACUCCAAGAAGAGGAGAGGGAGCGAAAGGACAACUACGUGCCCGAAGUAUCCGCCCUCGAUGUGUCCAACGGCCUCGAAGUUGACCCAGAGACCAAAGCUUUACUCACUGCUCUCAACUUUGACUCUAUUGUUGUCAACGUUGUUAACCCUAUCGUGGUUGCCCCGGAGCGUGGACCAAGACGAGAGCGUCGUACCGUGCCUGGCGCUGCACGGUCGUGAGCUAUGGGGUUAUGUACCUAUGUGUUAUGAUGUAUGAAUCAUAAGGAUGUAUGCUACAAUCUGCUACAAUGCUCCUAUCUAUCCUUUGCUAGAAUGUGGUCGCCCACACAGAGGAGUGAUGAAUUCAAAUUCAGAAGCGCCACCCCCUUCCCCUCACUCAAUCUGGCAUUGAACCAUCAUGAAAUGGCCAGGAAAUGGCUCCGGGCUACUAGUGACACCCUGACAUGUAAUAUUGCUGUGAAUAUGGGGAAAUUGAUGUCGACAAUACUUGCUUCAUAUGGUGCAGUUCACUUAAACACU
Molecule: messenger RNA, 844 nt
Organism: Lentinula edodes (shiitake mushroom)
Lineage: Eukaryota; Fungi; Basidiomycota; Agaricomycetes; Agaricales; Omphalotaceae
Product: 40S ribosomal protein S17
Exons: 5
Coding region: 110-544 (144 amino acids)
Biological process (GO): translation
Cellular component (GO): ribosome
Molecular function (GO): structural constituent of ribosome
Source: RefSeq, a predicted model, not a curated record